Anopheles coluzzii is the source of this 975-nucleotide messenger RNA. RefSeq names its product ragulator complex protein LAMTOR4 homolog (gene Lamtor4). Gene Ontology annotation, molecular function: guanyl-nucleotide exchange factor activity. Gene Ontology annotation, biological process: positive regulation of TOR signaling; cellular response to amino acid stimulus. Bases 593 to 919 code for a protein of 108 amino acids. The transcript is spliced from 4 exons. NCBI's taxonomy places the organism in Eukaryota, Metazoa, Arthropoda, Insecta, Diptera, Culicidae. The record is from RefSeq and is a predicted model, not a curated record. Gene Ontology annotation, cellular component: Ragulator complex; lysosome.
CUUCGUCAAUUCCGUCACUGCAGUGGGCAGUUUUCUGUGAAUUGUUGUUCAAUGUGGAAUUCGGAGUAAAGAGAGCACAAUUGCUGCGGGAAUGCUGUUUGUUUACAUUUAGUCGCGCGUCACAAUAGAUGAUUGUCCACAGAAGAAGACUACCGCGUUGGCACCAUUAGAAGUGUACGCAAGGAAAAACAUUCAUCCGUAGUUGCGCAUAUAUGCACCACGUUGCAUUCGGCAUCGCACGCAAAACACACACACCGUUCGAACGGCCCACGAUUCGUUGGGUUCUGCGGCGUAGUUGAUGAGCACUAUCAAAUACUGGCUCCUGGUAGCGUUCCGGCUGUUUACGCAUUUUUUCAUUUGACAAUUUAACCGCAUCGGGCAGCUAACGCUCACCAGCGCGGCGAGCGCAUCCGGCGGCACUAGCACUAGCUUCUCGCCCACGGCCAGCUGUGGCUAUCUGUCCGUGUCGAAUCUCACGGAGGUGGUGGUGGUAGGUGAGUCGUCGCCGUCGCCACAGCAGCAUCGGGCCACCGUCAAGAGCCGUUGCCCGAGUGUUGCCGUUGUCUGUGAUAGUGAAAGUAGCAGCGUCGCGAUGCUGGACCUGGACCGUCAUCCGCUGCCGGAUCAGCUCGGCUAUCUGGUCCUGUCCGAGGAUGGGUCCGUACACGCUUCCGGCGGCGAGCUGGAAAACGAUGAGCGUAGUGCGAACAUUAUAAGCAACCUGCUAACGCUCACCGAAAGUGUCGAUCCAGCUGUAUUCAGUGCACGCUCGUGCAGGAAAGUGUCGAUCGUGUUCGCCGACCACAGCUACACCAUAUGCCUUUCGAACAAACGCAUUUACGUCGUGAAGAAGCGGAACCGGCCGGACGCCAGCGCUACCGGCACCCUCGAGUCGGACGGGCAUUCGAUACUGGCCUGAUUUUGUGCGCGCUUUUCGGAACUAAAAUAAACGAUUCGAUCCGCUUUACUUUCUAA